AUGUCCGAGUCGAAUUCGCCUAAGACAGACACGAGCAGCUCCAGCCUUCUGCGGCGCUUCCGCUUUCAAAAGAAACAAACGAAGGCGAUGAACAUGUCCGAUGACGACAGUAAUCUGGUAAGUCCUGAUGUACAAGUGCGCCGUAAACCUGUAAAUCGCAUCGAAGAUAGCGACAGUGAUAUAGGUAGUCCAGCUAAACCGACAAUCUCAAGUUCAGACAUUAAUACCAAAGGUAAAGAGCACAUGCUGAAGUACCUGACAAGGUUGUAUCCACAGAACGAUGUGCUGCGUAUACAGGAAGUACUUAUUAGUACUAAUUGGAACAUUGAAGAGGCUGAAGAAGCACUUAGGAAUAACAAGAAGAGGAGCUCAAAAGAAUCUCCAAAAACGAACAAGAAGAAAAAAAGAAGAAAAUUAAAUGUAGAGGAAGACGUGGAUGUUGAUUCGGAUGAAGGAGAUUAUAAGGACAAAGUAUUUGAUAGCGAUGAAGAUGCGGAGAUAUCUAAUGAACUCACGGGCGACAAGAAAGCAGUCUUGAAGUUUAUGCAAACUGCGGUGUCCUCAGAAUUGCUUCUCAUGUCUCAGUGUUCACAAAAGAGAGCUAAUGCCAUUAUAGAAGCGAGACCGUUUGAAAAUUGGAAAGAAUUGGUGAAUAAAUUUCAAAAUACAAGAUACUUGGAUACUGAAUUGUUAAACGCAGCUCAGGUGUUAUUAUGCACACGUCAUGUGUUGGAGAACCUGAUGAAAAAAUGCCUGCGUUUGUCCACUAAUAUGGAGAAAGCUGUGUCUGCUGGUGCUUCGACCAUAACGCAGCAACCAAAGGGUCUAUCGUCCGAUUUAACAUUGGCCCCGUACCAAAUGGUCGGCCUCAACUGGCUUGCCGUGAUGCAUGCACAGAACGUGAACGGCAUAUUGGCCGAUGAAAUGGGCCUCGGGAAAACUGUGCAGGUGAUAGCCUUCUUGACGUAUUUGAAGGAAGCCGGUCUCAUCGAUGAGCAGGACGGCCCUCACCUGAUUGUCGUUCCUAGUUCGACCAUAGAAAAUUGGUGGAAUGAACUAGAGAGAUGGUCACCUGGCUUAAAAGUUGUACAGUAUUACGGCUCUCAGGACGAACGGAAAGAAAUGCGAAUGGGCUGGCGAAACGGUGAUCUCGAAGAUGUCGACGUGCUGUUAACUACGUACAGUUUAAUCUGCAGCACUCCGGAGGAACGUAGACUGUUUCGCGUUAUGCCCAUUGACUAUGUUGUUUUUGAUGAGGCGCAUAUGCUGAAAAACAUGAGCAGCGUUAGAUAUGAGAAUCUCGUUAGAAUUAAUGCUAAACAUCGUAUCUUAUUAACUGGAACCCCUUUACAAAAUAAUUUAUUGGAAUUGAUGUCUCUAUUGAUAUUCGUAAUGCCGUCGUUGUUCGCUGGCAAACAAGCCGACCUGAAAAGCUUAUUCUCCAAGAAUCCCAAAACACCGGGCGAUAAGAAGGACGGAGAUCAACCGUUGUUCGAGAGAGAACAAGUUAAGAAUGCAAAGAAGAUUAUGCGUCCGUUCGUUCUUCGCCGGCUAAAAGCUGAAGUUCUCCGUGACCUGCCCUAUAAGAAGGAUGAGAUAAUACGAUGCGCGUUGAUUAAGAAGCAGCAGAGUAUGUAUGACAAAUUAAUCGCGCAAUUUUCAGCGGAGGCCAACGAGAUCACAGAUGUAAACGGGACCGGCAUGAUGAUGCAACUGAGAAAGCUCGCCAAUCACCCCCUUCUCGUGCGCGAUUAUUAUGACGAAGAAAAGCUCAAGAUCAUAGCGAGUAGAUUGGCGAAAGAACCAGGCUAUAAACAGAAGAAUCCCACGUACGUGUUCGAGGAAUUGAUCUGGGCGUCCGAUUACCAAAUAAAUCAGUUGACCCGGAUAUACAAGAGCGUGGCCGGAUUUGGCCUUCCUCAAGAGCUGAUUCCUCAAGCUGGCAAGUUGAAACAAUUGGACGAACUGCUGCCGCGUUUGAAGAAAGGUGGUCACAGAGCGCUCAUAUUCAGCCAGUUUACUAUGGUAUUGGACAUACUCGAGGAAUACUUGACUAUCAGAGGACAGACAUUUUUAAGGCUAGACGGUAGUACGCCCGUGACUGACAGGCAAAGCUUGAUCAAUGAAUAUACGCAAGAUACAAGUAUAUUCAUAUUCCUGUUGUCCACGAGAGCCGGAGGUUUAGGGAUCAAUUUAACAGCCGCGGAUACGGUUAUAAUACACGAUAUAGACUUCAAUCCGUACAAUGACAAACAGGCGGAAGAUAGGUGUCAUCGAGUCGGGCAAAAGAAACCAGUCACUAUAAUUAGACUGUUGAGUGAAGGCACAAUAGAGGAAGGCAUGUACGAAAUAGCUCAAGAAAAGUUGCACCUUGAACAACAAAUCACUGAAAACGAAGAAAGUGAAAACACGGAUAAAAAGUCUGUUCUGAAAUUAUUAAAAAUGACAAUAGGCCAGGAUGUUCAUAAUAAAUCUUCAAUGAAAAAUGCCAGUAAAGGAUCUGAUGCACUGAUACAUGAUGAGAAUUGUAAAUAAGAAAUUUAAUCGCUAUUUGUAAUUUUGCUAUUUAAAAUGCCACAAUGGUCAUCAUCUUCGUAUAUUCCACUUUCACCUGUACGCACGCCGUAUUCUGCACGCUUUGCGAACGCUAAAUACUGAAGAGAAAAAACAAAAAAAAAAAGGCAUAUUUAGGGUUCGUUUAUGCGUCCAGAAUGAGGUCCCGAAAAACACCGAGUCGUCGUAAAUGCAUGAAGAAAUAGGAAGGCGGAUGUUUUUUAUAUGUAAAAUGUCGGACAUUUUAAUUCAACUUAAGCUGAGUAUACGCAGCACAUAGUGAUUUUCUACUUGUAAGAUGUCUUGCGGAACAAUCUGUUUUUUGUGAUUUUGUAUGUCUAUUAAAUCAUUCCUUUAUUUAUCUACACAA
Molecule: messenger RNA, 2923 nt
Organism: Dinoponera quadriceps
Lineage: Eukaryota; Metazoa; Arthropoda; Insecta; Hymenoptera; Formicidae
Gene: Etl1
Product: SWI/SNF-related matrix-associated actin-dependent regulator of chromatin subfamily A containing DEAD/H box 1 homolog
Exons: 12
Coding region: 1-2535 (844 amino acids)
Cellular component (GO): nucleus
Molecular function (GO): DNA binding; ATP-dependent chromatin remodeler activity; ATP binding
Source: RefSeq, a predicted model, not a curated record